Molecule: messenger RNA, 1435 nt
Organism: Hylaeus volcanicus
Lineage: Eukaryota; Metazoa; Arthropoda; Insecta; Hymenoptera; Colletidae
Product: cytoplasmic dynein 2 light intermediate chain 1
Exons: 6
Coding region: 158-1195 (345 amino acids)
Biological process (GO): intraciliary transport involved in cilium assembly; intraciliary retrograde transport
Cellular component (GO): ciliary basal body; axoneme; cytoplasmic dynein complex
Molecular function (GO): dynein heavy chain binding
Source: RefSeq, a predicted model, not a curated record
GACCUUGAGAAGGAAGACUACACUAGUACGUACUAACUGUACGAAUAAGAUUUUCGUAUUGCUAUAGCAACAACCACAAAAACAUAACCUGUACGUAAAAGAAAACACGUUAUUAUUGUGCAGUUUGUAUGUACUCGGAAUAAUUGGGUCAAAAUCAAUGGCAAAACAAAAUUUAGAAGAAAACGUAAGAGAUGUAGCAUUACGUCUUUGUUUGGAAGAAGAAGAACAGCGUAAAAACGACCCUAACGAAACACGUGAACGGUCUAUCAUUAUCGUUGGCAGAAAGGGCGUUGGUAAAACGACGAUGAUAUUUCGAUUUCUCGAGAAAGAUGAAACGCCAAAGCCAACUAUUGCGAUGGAUUACUCUUUUGGACGUAAAGCCGGGAAGAGUUUAGUGAAAAAUAUCGCGCACGUAUGGGACAUAGGACAUUUAACUUCAUCGUUAAUAUCAGCUGCAAUGAUAGGUUCAUCUGUGACUCAUUCUCCUCAUCACGUCACAGUAUUAAUGAUGCUCGAUCUAUCGCAACCGGAGAUUUUAUGGUCGUCGUUCGAAGAAACUCUUUCGGUGAUUCGUAAUGCUAUGAAAAUGAGUUAUGACGAUAAAACGAUUCAAGAACUUAAACAGCGACGAAUUAAAGAACGAAGAAAAGCUCUAGAAAGCGAAGUUGAUCCGUUCCCGCUGAAACUUCGCAUUGUGGGGGGAAAAUAUGACCAAUUUAAGGAUUUAAGCCUGGAUAAGAGAGAAUUAAUUGGAAAAACUUUAAGAGCUGUAGCUCACAUCUUGGGAGCAAGUCUUUAUUAUCAUUCGUCAAAGGACAAGACUCUCGUACGAAAAACUAAAGACUUACUAUCGCAUGACGGAUUCGGCACUCAAUUCUCCGACGCAAAAUGCACAGAUUACGAAAAACCAUUAGCGGUACCGGCUGGAGCAGAUUCGUUCUCAUCAAUCGAUUUACAACUUCCUCGGACGAGACCUUCAGCAAUUUUAGAUACGAUCAAACAGAUUUAUAUUACUCGAAUACCGCAAAUGUCGAAGAGCAACGAUAUUACCUUGGAGGAUCCUAGCAACGAUCCCAACUUUAACGAGCCAAUCAUCGACAGAUUACGCGCUCAGAGGGAAGAAGUACGUUGCUCGGUAGCUUUAUUUAUAUUUUCCAAGGAAAAAAGAGGUCGGUCGUUCAGACUUUAUAUGUAGAUCUGAGAUUCGCAUCAAAAUUUAUCGAAUCACUGAUCCAAGUAUCGAGUUAUCGAGGUCGUCGUCAAGUCUUAAGCAAAAAUGACUACCUACGAAGUCUUAUACGAUUUUACUAAUUUACCAUUUCCUUAUUCUAUGGAAUAGGUUAAAAGUUAAAAGAGUCGUACAUAUUUCUAAACGUUUACAUCCCUUAUCCACAAAUAUUAUCUAAAGUAGUGCUUUCUAAAAUAAACAAAUCUG